CCAAAUGAAGUAUUUUGUCAAACAGUUUACAUGCAAUCAAUUUGCGCCUUGAGAUACAUCUAUCCAAAGAUUGAUCCCCUGCAAAUUUAUUUUCUCGCCGAAAUCCCUUCAAGCUCUCCAAUAAGAGCAAUAUGUUUGCGCAAUAAAACUCUGACGCAUCAGUAGGCUCUGUCAGCAUCUAGGGUUUCAAUUAAGAAUCAGAAAGGAGGAAACGAAUCCUAACUGAGGUUAAAUUAGCGAAUCUCAAAACAAAAAUUUAAAGCCUCAAAACAUUCACGUACUGAACAGAAUUCUUCAAGCCCAAUCAUAGAUAAUUGUUUGGAAAAUAGCAUAUCAAAACCAAUCUCCCUUGCUACUGCAAUCUAAAAACAUGAAAAGUGGAUCUAAAAAUAUCGGGGUUUUAGAGCUCACAGAUUCUUGAGCUCUUCUAAACAAUAUUUUUUCAGUUUGUAAAAGAAAGUAUUAGCUGCGAGGUAAAAUUUACUUCGGUUGGAAGCUCAGCGGCCCUUUGGUUUUGUGAAAGAUUUCGAGUUGAAAUGCCUUUAAAAAAUACUUUAUGGCGGUGGCAAAGCCAGCAGGUUACAAUGGACAGUUGUAGAGCACUUCAUAGGAUUGAUUCCAAUUGAUAAUAAAAUCAAAUCUCAUUUAACUUUAUGAUUCAUCUGAUCGCAUGCACUAUCCACCAAUAGUGCGCUCACAUUAGCUCUUACGCUCGCGCUCCCCACACCACCAACCCAGAAUUAUACCGAGUGCUGUCGCCUGUUAAAAAAUGGAUUAAAAUGGAGGAUUCGGUACCCACGAACCAGAUCACCUCAUUAAAUUUUGAAACGUUGGAGGCAUCUGAGCACUCAACGAGUCUGACGACGCUGGUAGAGCAACCACGUUGCUGAGAUGUCUCAGAGUGAGUUAUGACGCGAAAAUUAUAUGUGGUUGUGUUUGCGGAGAGGAAGAAAUCUUCUGCAUUAACAAUUUCAUGCCUGAAUUUGGCUGAAAGAUGAAAAUGUGGACUAUUGUAGCGGCUGCAGAGCGUGGCUUUUUAGGCAAUUGUUGGAACAAGGCUCCAAUCGAUGACGGAAUUUGAAACCUAGACUGAGAACAAGAAACAGAAUAAGAAGUGCUCUGAAUUCUUCAAGUCAGGUAGAGAAUAAUGCAAAUCCAAACAAGUUUGGCAUUAAUGGAGGAACCUGUUCUUCGUUAUCCUCAGGGAAAGAACACUCCAAUUCUAGCUCCAAAUCGCAAGUUCUGGAAAAUAAAGCUGUUCACGUCAGCAGCAACCCUUUUUCUGGCAGAUACAUCUGUAGGCUAUCUUUUGGUUUACUUUGGAGUUGGCAUUGGCAUAAUGUCCACAAUCAUAUCAAGCAGAAGGGAAAUGGAGAGGCUUACCUGUUUGUUGAGACAAAAAGAAGAAUUGGUUGAGGGCCUAGAGGAAGAGCUAGAAAUGCGAGGUUCAUGGACUGUGAAAGACCUCACUGAUGAAGCCCAUAAUUAUUUAGAAAUUUCUCAACAUCCCUUGGGUAAAGAACAAGGUCAAAGUGACGCUUCUCUUGAUGCAUUGUCAAACAAAGCCUGUGAGGUUGAUAAGAGAACUCCAGGUAAUGACCCUGGCAAACAAACGGAGAACAUGACUAGUAUUGAAGCAGAGCUUGAAGCCGAGUUGGAGAAACUAAAAUUCAACUUGCAUUCUUCUAAUAAUCAGAGACUUGUUUUUGGAAUCAACGAGAUUGAUCCAGAUUACAUUGCUGAUGUUGUUAAUGGAGAACUGAGAGAGGACGGGAUCACGUGUAAUGCAGAAUCAGAAGAAGAUAAUAGUCUUUCAAUAUAUGACGAAUUUAAUAUAGGAAACUUUGCUGUUUCACCAAGGGAUUUGGAAAGACGCUUGCAUGAGGUUAUAAUAUCAAGGCUCCAGGAUCGCAUCAUAGAGCUUGAAACAGAACUUGAAGGUAGUCAAACUAAAUUGCAGGCAAUCAAAUUAGCUCAGAAGCAAUCAGAUGAGCUGUAUCAAACUUCCCAAUCAUUAAAUUCAGAAAGUUCUCAUGGACUUCAGAUGGCAGCAAAUAGAAUCUACCAAGCAUCUCAAGUAGGACAGGCUUCUUCUCAUACCUUUACCAAUCCACAAGUUUGCUUUGGAAAUGACCAUCCUUCUUGGGGACCAUCAUAUUCUGCACCGAAGCCCGUGGUCCAAAGCAAUUCAUCAUCCACAGGUAAGAGUACAUACAAUCAACCAUUUACUGUACCUGCACAAGGAAAGCAACAGCCCCAUCACACAAAUUCAGAGAUGGCUAGUGAAUCAACUUACCUUCAGACUCCACCACAAACAUUGUACAAUCAACCCAACAGCUCUGCAUCACCAGUAGAAGCCACAUGUGCCAUCAAUGUCAACAAAAUUCUGGUUGGUUCUGCUUGCAAGCUUGACUCAUUGCUCAGAGACCAGAAUGUUGUCUAUGGUGGGGAAGAAGCAGAUCAAGAGAUUAAUAACUGAGACUAGAUCCUCUGAAGUCUUGAAUACCUCAAGCAAUUCUGCAAACCCAAAUGCCCUUACUAAAGAUGAAAGCUCUGCUAAAGAUCCUUCUCCAAGAAAGUUAAACCCAAGAAAGGGAGGGUAAAGGGGGCAUAUCAAAACUGGGUUGGAUUUUGAUGGUUUGGUUGCAACUUCAGCAUUAAAUGUGGUCAGACCAGGUUCCAACAAGGCAGCAUCAACUGACUGCAUAUCUCCAUGCCAUGUCUCUGUCAAUUGCAGUGAAAUGGAUUUUGCUGACAUCCUUAUCAUUGAUCCUGAACUUGAUAAAUUUGUAUCAGAUUCCCUUAUGAAUUUUGGACUGGAAUCAGAGGAAUUAGGAUCUGUCACUACUUUAUCGGAUCAGCCCGAUGACAUGAGUAAAUUAUUAGCAGAAAAUCGAAGUUGUGGAAAUGCAAUCCAAACUUCAGUGCACAUUGGAGUUCUCACAAAGAAGGACAUGAACAUUCAUGCUGCCAUAAAGGUUAAGAAUGUUGCAGACCAACACCAACCAAAACACUUCUAAUUGCAAAGGUGAUAGAACCUUUGGUAAGGGUUCUUCGUAUGGUGGAUGGAGAGGACAUGCCAAUGGGCUUCAUUUAUGAGGCCAUGGAUAGGGCCAAAGAGGCCAUUUCACAUUACUAUCGUGGAAAUACAAGAAAAUUUGAAAUCCUUUGGCGCAUCAUUGAACGUAGGUGGAUAAACCAACUCCACCAACCGAUACAUGCCUUCGCCUACUUCUUGAACCCGAGAUUCUACUUCUCUGAUUCAUAUAGGGCUGAUGAGGAGGUCAUGGCAGGUGUUAUUGCAUGCAUUCAUAAGAUGGCACCUGAUUCUGAGUUGAGAGACAAGGUUCUUGAUGAGUUGGAGGUGAGAUUUGACAUUUGCAAUUGCUCUAUCUUUAUUUAUGAAUUUGGAAAUGUUCAUUAUUGAAUUUGAGUUUGACACUUUGUCUAUCUAUUUAUGAAUUUGGAAAUGUUCAUUGUUCAAGAUUUACAAGAGUGUAGAGGGGAGACUCUUCUCUUCACAACUAGCAAUUGAUAGGAGAGGAAAACAACAACUAGGUAAAAAAUUUAGCAACUUAGUUCAAUACUGCAAGAAAAAAACUACAAACUUGAUUGUUACAUUUUUUUCUCAAUUCUAAUAUUUCUAAAUGUUUUUGGUAGAUUUAUGAUGGGAGAAUUAUUGUGCUGGCACACCUAAUCUUCAAAAUUAGUCGUCCGUGUUUUGUCUCAAGCAUGUAGUGCCUCUUGGUGUAAACAAAAUUGGAGUGUAUUUGAGAGCAUUCACACAAAGAAGAGAAAUAGAUUGACACAAAAGUGCCUCAAUGAUCUUGUCUUCGUUCGGUACAACUUUCGCCUUCGAGCUAGAAAGGGGGAGGGUGUUUCACAUAAGGCCAUUGACUUGGAUGAAAUUGAUCCAUAUGGCGAUUGGACCAUGAAUGAACAAAAUGAUGGUGAUGAUGUCCUCCUUACUGAUGAAGAACUUGCAGAAAUAGAGAGAGGAGCAGCACAAGAAGCAGAAGGAGCAAGAUUGGAUGAAAUGGAGGAGGAUGAAGAUGAGGACCAAGAUGAGGACUUUGAUUUAGAAGAAGAAUCAUCUCACCAUUUAGAUACCUCAACACCUACGGCUACUACUUCUAGCUCAAGGCCUGAAAAAUUGAGCUAUAUUAGGAGAAGUGCAAAAAGGAAGAUGUUGUCUUUGCUUUAGUUUGUUCAUUGUUGUUUUUCACAUUUGGACAUAUCAUUAUAUGUAAUUUUGUAAGCAUUUAUAAACUAAUGCUGCUAUGAUACAUUUUAGAGUUUGAAACUAUGAGUAUGAAUGAUGAAAUUUCAAAUAUUGAGUGUUUGGAGAUCAUAUGACAUGCGUAAUGUUUCAAUUAUGGCUCUUAUGUUCUCUAAAUGCAUUAAUUUCUUUAUGUUUUUUUUGUAAAACUACGUUUUUUUUUUGCCGAGUCCUUUCGUGAGUCUUUCAAGAGUCCGAGUCCCAAGUCCAAUUUUUGGUUUGCCGAGUCCGAGUAUUAAAACUAUGGUUAUGAUAAUAAUUUUAGCUGUCUCUAAUUCUCUC
Molecule: messenger RNA, 4561 nt
Organism: Cryptomeria japonica (Japanese cedar)
Lineage: Eukaryota; Viridiplantae; Streptophyta; Pinopsida; Cupressales; Cupressaceae
Exons: 7
Coding region: 1148-2479 (443 amino acids)
Biological process (GO): asymmetric cell division
Source: RefSeq, a predicted model, not a curated record